GAAAGAUCCGUCUCAGGGCUUGUUUACAUUACAAGAGUGAGAAUAAAACGCUAGAUAGAAUUAUCUUGGUUUGCAUAAUAAUUUCCACAGCGUUUGAAUUUAUACUGGCAUAUUCGAGACGUACCAUGCAGGAUUGUGUGCGUCGAUCGCGGUAAAGGCGAGCGAUAUGUAUGCGCCCUGUACAGAAACACUGUACACUUCCGACAUAAUUGUAUUCACUCUUGCAAAUGUCCAGAAAGCCUCUACAGAAAACGUGGCGCACGCUAUCUCUGAAGUUGGCAUCUCGAGCUACUGAUAUCUAUUUUUGAUCAACUGCUGACCCUCGUCAACAGCGUCUGGCCUGGGCAGGACAUGUCCAUCCUUCAAAAUGUUUUGAGGCCACCCACCAUACAUGUCUACCCCCAGAUGGAGACAGUACCAGGAUGGAGACAAUACCAAGAUGGAGACAGUAUCAAGAUGGAGACAGCACCAAGAUGGAGACAGUACCAAGAUGGAGACAAUACCAAGAUGGAGACAGUAUCAGGAUGGAGACAGUACCAAGAUGGAGACAAUACCAAGAUGGAGACAGUAUCAGGAUGGAGACAGUACCAAGAUGGAGACAGUAUCAGGAUGGAGACAGUACCAAGAUGGAGAAAGUAUCAAGAUGGAGACAGUACCAAGAUGGAGACAGCACCAAGAUGGAGACAGCACCAAGAUGAAGACAGCACCAAGAUGGAGACAAUACUAAGAUGGAGACAGCACAAAGAUGGAGACAGCACCGAGAUGGAGACAAUACCAAGAUGGAGACAAUACCAAGAUGGAGACAGCACAAAGAUGGAGACAAUACCAAGAUGGAGACAGCAUCAAGAUGGAGUCAGUACCAAGAUGGAGACAAUACCAAGAUGGAGACAUUAUCAGGAUGGAGACAGUAUCAGGAUGGAGACAGCACCAAGAUGCAGGCAAUUCCAAGAUGGAGACAGUAUCAAGAUGGAGACAGUAUCAGGAUGGAGACAGCACCAAGAUGCAGGCAAUUCCAAGAUGGAGACAGUAUCAAGAUGGAGACAGUAUCAAGAUGGAGAAAGUAUCAAGAUGGAGACAGUACCAAGAUGGAGACAGCACCAAGAUGAAGACAGCACCAAGAUGGAGACAAUACUAAGAUGGAGACAGUAUCAGGAUGGAGACAGCACCAAGAUGGAGAAAGUAUCAAGAUGGAGACAGUAUCAGGAUGGAGACAGCACCAAGAUGCAGGCAAUUCCAAGAUGGAGACAGUAUCAAGAUGGAGACAGUAUCAGGAUGGAGACAGCACCAAGAUGCAGGCAAUUCCAAGAUGGAGACAGUAUCAAGAUGGAGACAGUAUCAAGAUGGAGAAAGUAUCAAGAUGGAGACAGUACCAAGAUGGAGACAGCACCAAGAUGAAGACAGCACCAAGAUGGAGACAAUACUAAGAUGGAGACAGCACAAAGAUGGAGACAGCACCGAGAUGGAGACAAUACCAAGAUGGAGACAGCACAAAGAUGGAGACAAUACCAAGAUGGAGACAGCAUCAAGAUGGAGUCAGUACCAAGAUGGAGACAAUACCAAGAUGGAGACAUUAUCAAGAUGGAGACAGCAUCAAGACGGAAACAACAUUAAGAUGCAGACAGCCUUAAUUUCUGCAGGGGCAGGUACCUUCUUAAGAUGGUUGACCACAUGGAGGAUGCUUCCUGUCUAAUCUUCUCCCUCUUUACAGGAGACUACUGAUGGCUGCAAAAUAGUUGAUGAUGGCCCCAAAAUAGCAGAUGGCCACAGUGAGUUACAAAGGUGCUGAACUCAAACUGCCUUUAGAAAAUAGCUUCAUAUUACUGGAGAACCCUUUCACCUUGCUACAAAAGAGAAAGGAUAACCUGUGACUAAAAAUAAAGGUGAGUCUUUCAAAACCCUUAAAACACAAAUGACAAAUCAUUGUGUACUGAGGUCACCCUUUAAUUGGUUUUGUGUAAAGAUUCAUGAUAUUUCGUAACAGUUCAAGUUAUGACCAUGUUUGGGGUACAAGGAAGGCCAUUAUAGAAAGGUUCUGUGACGCCACCUAGACAGAUGAAGACAGUUUGGGACAGAAUCCAUACGCAGCCACCUCCUUGUGACAACAUCUGGAGCUCACUUGUCUUGGGGCUAAGGUGUUCCCGAGACCCUUGAACAUGGGACACAGAGUUCCUGCUGUUCAUGUAUUAAAAAUCAGCAGAAAAACAUGAAGAUACUCCAAAGCCCCAGAGAGGAUCUCAGACUUUAAACAGAGUCACGAUUACACCAAAUGCCUUAACUCUCCUUGAAUGCAAAGGGCAUUAAGCUGU
This is a messenger RNA of Esox lucius (northern pike), 2306 nucleotides long. RefSeq lists its product as uncharacterized. NCBI's taxonomy places the organism in Eukaryota, Metazoa, Chordata, Actinopteri, Esociformes, Esocidae. The record is from RefSeq and is a predicted model, not a curated record. Bases 352 to 1395 code for a protein of 347 amino acids. The transcript is spliced from 2 exons.